This is a messenger RNA of Kwoniella mangroviensis CBS 8507, 1581 nucleotides long. RefSeq lists its product as uncharacterized. The coding region runs from base 1 to 1581 and encodes 526 amino acids. Gene Ontology annotation, molecular function: oxidoreductase activity. NCBI's taxonomy places the organism in Eukaryota, Fungi, Basidiomycota, Tremellomycetes, Tremellales, Cryptococcaceae. The transcript is spliced from 12 exons. The record is from RefSeq and is a predicted model, not a curated record.
AUGCGAAUAGCAAUCGUGGGUACUGGUGUAUCGGGUAUAUCAGCCUUAUGGCUACUCAACGAGUUCUCGGAACAUGAAGUGAACAUUUACGAGAAAGAUGAGAGACCUGGUGGACAUACCAAUACUGUAGAAUUUAAGAGAGAAGGAAGGGAGCCUUGUCAGGUGGAUACAGGAUUUAUCGUCUGUAAUCCACCUACAUACCCAAACUUCCUUCGAUUUCUACAACAUCUCAACAUCCCAUUAUUGAAAACGGAAAUGACCUUUUCGGUCACGAGGGAUAGAGGCAAGUUUGAAUGGGCUGGUGAAGGAUUGGGAGGGGUGUUCUGUCAAUUAUCGAAUCUGUUCAACCCGCGACUGUAUAGGAUGUUAUUCGAUAUAAUCCGAUUUAACCUCUUUGCGACUGACAUUCUACACCAAGAGGGCGAUAAGGAAGGUAUAAGUAUAGGUAAUUAUUUGGAUAAAGAAGGGUAUGGUGAAGGUUUCAGAGAUGAUUAUUUGAUGCCAAUGACAGGUGCUAUAUGGUCCACACCAGCGGACCAAGCUGCGCUAGACUUCCCAGCAUCAACAUUGAUACGGUUCUUCCAUAAUCAUCAUUUAUUGCAGAUAACUGGCAAACCCAAAUGGCUAACGGUUCAAGGUGGAUCCAAGAAAUACUUGGAUGCAGUAUUGGGUAAAUUACCAAAAGAGAAUUUACACCUCAAUACGGAGAUAACGGCUAUCGAGUCUGUGGAUGAUGGAGUCAAUCUGGUUGAAGCUUCGGGUCAGAAACAUUUAUACGAUCAUGUCAUCUUAGCUACACACUCAGAUACGACGUUGAAGUUGCUGAGAAAUGGUGGUGGGUUAACGGAUGAUGAAGAGAAAGCCCUUGGUCCUUGGAAAUGGAGUAAGAACGAGGCGAUACUACAUUGGGAUGAGAGGUUGAUGCCCAUCAGGCGGAAAGCUUACUCAGCUUGGAAUUACCUGACUUUGACUGAAAGUGACGGAAAUAAGCCUCGUACUUCUGACUCGGAAGUGGAGACCGUCGCUUUAACAUACGAUAUGAACAUCCUCCAACAUCUUCCGGAAUCCAAGCAUGGAUUAGUCCUCGUAACCCUGAAUCCGCCAUUCCCCGUCGACGAAAGCAAAGUUGUUCGAAGGUUCACGUACGCACAUCCCAUGAUGACACACGAAUCGGUCGCUUCUCAAGCCUUGCUCCCUUCUAUACAGAACAAACGAGGUAUAUCUUUUGUGGGUGCAUGGACCAAAUACGGUUUCCACGAAGAUGGGUUUACAUCAUCUAUGAGAUUAUUACUUCAACCUCCGUUCAACGUAUCUUCACCUUUCCCCUUACGACCAGCUACUAGGGAUUUACCUACUACCACUCUUGGUAUAUUGGCAGCUAGGAUAUUAGUGAAUGUAUUGGAGAACUUGAGAAGGAGGGUACAACCUGCAUGGUAUUGGGUUAGAUACGUUGUAAUCAUUGGGUUGGUAUGGUUGGAACAGGUCUUUGGGGCUAUGAGAUGGAGAAAAGGUCAAGAGGAAGUCGGGAGAUUGAAGGUGUACUGGGUAGGGAAUGAUGGAGAGAGUAAGAAGAGGAGAUGA